AUGCAUUUCCUGCCUAACCACGUGUACACCAUUGCCAGCAGAGAGCAGUACAACGAUACCAAUGUUCUUUUAGACCUGUAUGAGCCCACGUCCGAGAACGGGACACCAAGUUAUAUCUGGAGCCAGUCAGAUCAAAAAGAGGCGUUGAAUCAACGAUGGCUGGUGAAGGAGGUAGAUGGUCAUCCAGGGAUCUACACUCUGCGCAAUAUCAGAACAGGCACCUAUCUCGACCUGAACGAGGGGUCCAGCAAGAACGGAACAAAAGUGCAAGGGUGGGCGUCUCUAGCUGGCACCCCACACGCUCAAAAUUCGCAGUGGAGGAUUAUUGCGAGCGGAAAUCACUUCAAAAUUCAAAAUGUCGCUAGCAAGACCUACCUUGAUCUCGCCGGGAAAAAGCACAUCCCUGGUACUCAGGUCGUUGGAUGGCAGAUUGAUUCAACACCAACCCAGGAUUGGGUCUUCCGUCGAGUUAGUCGUACUGGGACGGAAAUAAAAGCUUUGCUUGCUAGUAACAAGUCUGUCGACAACAACGUCGAAAGCUACCUCAAAGAGGGGAUCUACAUUGUGCUCCCAAAAAGCGUCCGUGACGAUAUCCUGCAUAGAUCCGGCCUUGGAAGUUCGUUGAAAUGGAGGAAGGAGAUAUUCGACAGCGAUGACUUUGCGUUUGUUAGCAAGUCCCAUGUUGCGAAGUGGGGAGCUACCGAGUUACUUGGAGAUGGCUUUGCUAUCCUCUGGGGAGUGGUAUUCGGUGGCCAGAAAGACUCGGCACAUGUCUAUAACUUCUUCUUGAACGAUAAUCUGGAUGGUAUCGUUUUCUGUGACCCCAAAACUGGAGAGCAGAAGGACACAAUCAGACAUAAAGGGUAUCUUUCACUAUUCUGA
This is a messenger RNA of Psilocybe cubensis, 882 nucleotides long. RefSeq lists its product as uncharacterized. The record is from RefSeq and is a predicted model, not a curated record. Bases 1 to 882 code for a protein of 293 amino acids. The transcript has 7 exons. NCBI's taxonomy places the organism in Eukaryota, Fungi, Basidiomycota, Agaricomycetes, Agaricales, Agrocybaceae.